Messenger RNA from Anoplopoma fimbria (sablefish), 2975 nucleotides. RefSeq names its product G patch domain containing 1 (gene gpatch1). The transcript has 20 exons. Gene Ontology annotation, cellular component: nucleus. Lineage: Eukaryota; Metazoa; Chordata; Actinopteri; Perciformes; Anoplopomatidae. Bases 47 to 2896 code for a protein of 949 amino acids. Gene Ontology annotation, biological process: mRNA processing. The record is from RefSeq and is a predicted model, not a curated record. Gene Ontology annotation, molecular function: RNA binding.
CGGAAGCAGAGGUUUGUCCUUCUGGCUCUCCGUAGUUGUAGUAAACAUGGCGUCCGGCAGCGACAGCGAGGAGGACUGUGUGAGUUACGGGACUCCUCUGGACCCUCUGGAGGAAGACGAGCCGCUGAAGAAGCCCGUUCCGCUGCACGAGCAGACGGUGAAGGACGAGAAGGGGAGAUAUCAGAGGUUCCACGGAGCGUUCACUGGAGGGUUCUCAGCUGGAUACUUCAACACCGUGGGAACCAAAGAAGGCUGGGCCCCGUCAACCUUUGUGUCGUCACGGCAACAGAAAGCUGAGAAACAUCAUGCCAGACCAGAAGAUUUCAUGGACGAGGAGGACCUCGGGGAGCACGGCAUUGCUCCUGCUGAGAUCAGCACCAGUCAGGAGUUCACGUCGAGCCGCAGAGACGCCACCAGAGAGAAGGCGAGAGCCGUCAACGCUCAGGCAGCGCUGAUCCCCGGAGACACUCUGCUGGAGGAACUGAUCACACCGGCCAGGUCGUCCAUCGGGGUGGAGCUGCUGAAGAAGAUGGGCUGGAAGGAGGGUCAGGGUGUCGGGCCUCGUGUGAAGAGGAAAGCUGUCCGGCAGCAGACGGAUGGACGAAGAGGACUGUUCGGCUCUGUGCUGCCUCCUACAGGAUCAGAGGACUCACAGGGGGACGACGAUGAUGAUGACGAUGAGUUUGCUCCAGAGGACGUGACCUUUGCCCCCAAGGACGUGACUCCGGUGAACUUCAACCCCAGGCUGGGGGUCCAGGGUCUGGGGUACCGCGGUCUGGACCCGGGUCUGGCCCUGCUGGGCCGCGGAGCUCCUGAACACCUGGAUCUGUUCAGGCCUCAGUCUGAGACCAGGUCCCGCCUGUUCGGAGACAAGAAGGGCUCUAGGAGAGGGGGCGUGGCCGGACAGGCCUUCGGGAUCGGGGCCAUGGAGGAUGAUGAUGACGAAGAGGUCUACCACAGAGACUCCAUGUCCAGAUAUGACACGGUUCUGGGUGGGGAGGAGCCUGGAGACGGACUGUACGGCUGGACGGCUCCACAGCAGUACACCAAGAAAAGAGACAGAAGCAAAGAUGCGUCGUACCUCGGUAAGAUCCUGGAGGGGUUCACUUUGGCCCAAAACCCAUCUGAGGACAAACCGGUCUUCCCUCCCCCCUCUCUGCCCAGAGACUAUCGUCCCGUCCAUCGUUUCCGUCCGUCCCUCGAUGCCUCGGAUCUGUCCGGGGUCAGUCCUGCUCUGGCCGAGGCUCUGAGGGUCUCCAGGGGCCACAUGGUCCCAGAGGAGCCCCAACAUGGAGGACGCCACCAGCUGGACUCCGGUCAGAGGAGGACGCUGCUGGGAGAAGACGCCCUGCAAGGUCCCAGUUCUGUCAUGGAGCUGCUGAAGCCUGAAGACCGACAGCGACUUCUCAGCAUGCGCAGCUCCUCCACCACGCCGUCCACCGUGCCCUCCCCCCUGACCUCCACCCUGACCUCCACCCUGACCUCCACCAACACCUCCCAGGAUGCUGUGCGGACGUGGGCGGGGCCUUCGGCGCAGGGGGGUGCGGCCUCCUUGGGCCACCAGCAGCAGCAGGAAGCUCUGACGGCGUGGAGAGGAGUCCAGACAUCCUCCCAGACCUUCAGACCGUUUGAGAAGAACCCCAGCAAACAGGCCCGCUACGAGCUGUACCUGGACCGCCUCAAACAGGGGGACAGAGGCGGUCUGGAGCAGAGUCUGGACCCGGGGAUGACAGAGUGGGAGCGCAGCAGAGAGAGGGAUGAGUUCGUCCGAGCCUCCAUCCUCUACAGACCCUCCUCCUCCUCGCUCUCCUCCCGCUUCACCAGAGCCAGGAGCCAGGAGGACGAGGACAGCGUGGAGGUCAGCCGGGACCAGGAGGGCGACGUGGACGACAAACAGGCCGCCGUGAACAUGAAGAUGUUCGGAAAACUGACCAGAGAAACGUUUGAGUGGCAUCCAGACAAACUGCUCUGCAAGAGGUUCAACAUCCCAGACCCCUACACCGGGUCCGGUUUGGUCGGUCUGCCCAAAGUGAAGAGGGACAAGUUCUCAGUGUUCAACUUCCUGACGGUGACGGAGACCACAGCUCCUCCAAAUCCUCCAGAAGCUGGGAAGAGGUCCAGGUGGGACGUUUCAGACCAGAAGGAGGAGAAGGACCCGCUGAGUGAACUCCUCGUUGCUGCACGAAACCAAACUGAGACCAAACUGGAGCGACCCUCCUCCCCCUCCUCCCCCUCCUCCCCCUCCUCCCGCAGCACCAAGCAGCAGCCUGCAGACUCCAUCACCACGACGAAGACAGAGGACAAUGAGGAGGAGGAGGAGGAGGAGGAGGAGGAGCGCCGGCCUCCCAUGGAUCUGUUCAAGGCCAUCUUCGCCAGCUCCUCUGAUGACAACUCCUCCUCUUCAUCAGAGGGAGAGAGCAACGAUGAGGAGGAGGUGAAGGAAAUAAAGGAGGAGCAGGUCGAACCACAACCACUGAACCUCUUCAGCAUCACCUCCUCCUCCCUCACCUCCUCCUCCCUCACCUCCUCCAGCCAGCAGAAAGCUUCAGUUUCAUCUCAGAACUCAAAUCCAAAAAAAGAAGAAGAGGAGUUUGGUCCAAAGCUUCCUCCUCCAUCAGCUGCUCUCACCAGAGGAGGUGCCACCUCCCUCAGCUCCGCCCGUGAGGAGGAGAAACCCAGCAGGAGGAGCAGAGAUAAGAAACAGAAGAAGAAGAAGCAGCACAAACACAAGAAGGAGAAGAAGAAGAAGAAGCAGAAGAAGAACAGACACCGAGAGAAGCAGCAGCAGAAGAAGAAGAGCAGCGAUGAAGAGGACGGUGAUGAUGAAGCUGCUGAGGUGUCCACACAGGAGCUGCUCAGGAGACUGAAAAACAUCCAGUCUCGUGAGACCUGGUGAUGAAGUGUGUCCUCCGUGAGGACGUCCGUCUGCUCCACACAACAGAUCACCUGUUGUCCUUUGAAAUAAUAAAGUCUUU